ACUUGAUGGAACGAAGUUGUAAAACGUUUACUUUCAUACAUCUAUGCAUCUAUGCGUGUAUGUAUAAUAAUUAAUAAUUAAUAGUUAAUAAUUCCAUUCGGUAAACAUUAUAAUAUAUCAAAAUGAUGAGAUUUAUACUACAAGUGCUGUCGUGCUUAUUAUUAAUGGUAAGCAUAUCAUUGUCGAGGUCAAGAUAUCCAGGUCAACCGGAUAUUGAUUAUUACGUGCCGGUGAGCUACGCUUACAAGUAUGGCGUCCACGAUCCCGCCACGGGGGACAUCAAACACCAAUCUGAAGAGCGGACUGGCGACGUGGUUCGUGGUCAGUACAGUCUUGUGGAGCCCGACGGCACUGUGCGGACGGUCGACUACACGGCCGACCCGGUUAACGGUUUCAACGCGGUUGUCAGGAAGUCCGGUAAGCCCAAGAAACCACGGUACGUCGUCAGGACCGUGCCCGCCACGGUUGCUAGUGCCGUAGACAUCGCGGAUGAUCCGCACUCGGCCAGAGGACCAAUAAUUUUCCCAAAGAAUGUACAAGAAGACUUUUCAACCACUGCACCGGUAUACGAGGAAUACUACGACGCAACAGCCGUUCACCCUUAUGAAAUCAACCCACGCUACGUACAACACUCAAAUUAUUAUAAAGAAUAUUUAAAUUACUAAAAUCAGAAACAUUGAACAUGUCUGUGAAAUUGCUGUACUCCAAUCAAAAUGUUGACUAAAAAUAAUAAUAAAAUUAGCAUAUUAUAAUAAUAUUUUAUCAUUAUCCUUUUAUUUAUCGUUAUCGUUAUUUUUAGUUUGUAGUAGUUUGUAUUGAAGAGUGUUGAGUUCAUUGUUUGAUUCCAUCAAUAAACUUAUAGUUGUGUUCAGUAUAUUACGCAUAAUCUUAGUGGGUCCACUAAGAGUGUCAGCUCGUCUCAAACUCACUUUCAUUUUGCUCUUUAUAUUUGUUUCUACUUACA
Rhopalosiphum maidis (corn leaf aphid) is the source of this 964-nucleotide messenger RNA. Its product is annotated as cuticle protein 7-like. The record is from RefSeq and is a predicted model, not a curated record. Bases 123 to 665 code for a protein of 180 amino acids. NCBI's taxonomy places the organism in Eukaryota, Metazoa, Arthropoda, Insecta, Hemiptera, Aphididae. The transcript has 4 exons. Gene Ontology annotation, cellular component: extracellular matrix.